GGGCAAAUGUUCAUGCGACUGACCCAAGCCGUGGACUGACCUCAUGGGAAUGGGCUUGUUACACAGGAAGAUCAGAAUCUGCCUUCAUCAUGCAAAAGCUGAUGGACAGGCCAUGCCCAGAACAGUUUUGUGAUCAGUAUAAACCAGAAUGGCCAAAGAUGAAGGAACUUCUUGCCAAGGCUGCAGAGCCAAAAAGCUGUUUGCAGAGGUUCUCUGAGUGCAUGAGGUCAGCUGUGUCAUUCCGGUCUUUCUACGGCCCAGAAGAAGGCGGGGUCCUCGACCAUAUGGUGAAGGUGACAACAAGCUUGGGCAGUCCUUUCAUUGCUCUGUCAUGCAGAACUGUUUGCCCAGGCAGCCCACCUGCUGUGGGAAAGCGCAGACUGGCCGUGCAAGAGAUCAUCAGGAAGCAGAGGGCCGAGGAGAUCCGAUCUCAGGACAAAGAUCACUUGAGCAGCUACGAGAAGCUGUUUCAGAACUCCAAAGUCACACUGGUCCCCAGGAAGAAGGACCGUCGAGCCAGCCUGCAGCCCGUCAGCCUUGCGGUCUCUCACGUGAACACCAUAGCCACCAGGAAAGCAAGCCUCUUGCCGCUCCACUUGCUCAGGCGGAGCAGCGUCAGGCCGGGCUUUGUCAUCCCCAAGGUCCGUAUCAGCAAGGCUCCUCCACCUACCUUCCAGCCAGAAAAGGCGAGGAGGAGGAGCAGUGCCAAGGAUGACCCCUAUUUGCAGAUUCCCAAGUGGAGGUACAAGGAGAUAAAAGAGGAACGGAAGAAGGCAGAGGAACAAGACAAAAAAAAAGCAGCAGAGGCCCAAAAGCAGAGGCAGGUGUCUCCUGCCAGAUGCAGGACCUGA
Merops nubicus (carmine bee-eater) is the source of this 851-nucleotide messenger RNA. RefSeq names its product ankyrin repeat domain-containing protein 33B-like. Lineage: Eukaryota; Metazoa; Chordata; Aves; Coraciiformes; Meropidae. The record is from RefSeq and is a predicted model, not a curated record. The transcript has a single exon. The annotation marks the transcript as partial.